Messenger RNA from Closterium sp. NIES-67, 2996 nucleotides. The record is from the annotation of a GenBank genome assembly. Lineage: Eukaryota; Viridiplantae; Streptophyta; Zygnematophyceae; Desmidiales; Closteriaceae.
GACCAAUCACCACCAACCAUACAUUGAUCCUCAAGCAAUCUCCGUGUUUUCCACCACGCAUCUCUUCAGCCUUCUCUCUGCUAGUUUCGUGGCUAGGCUGAUAUCACUGUCCAUUUGUUGGCUUGGUCAACCUGAUCUUCGCCGAUCAAGCAACAUGGCUGCCAGAAAUGCUCUUACUGAGAUCCUCAAGAAGCGUGGUCGCCUCCCGUCGGUGUUCUCUCCGCGUGUGCUUGCAGACGCGGUGCCAUGCGCGGCUCACGGCAAAAGUCAGGCGCAGCUGGAACUGCGGAUUCUGUGGGGGUCACUUCCCUGAGACGAAUAAGUGGUGUCGUCUGGGAUGGCUUCUGGCAGCCGGUGGAGUAGCCACUCUUCCGGCAGUCGUCAGUCCUUCCGAAUCGAUAGCUUUUUCGGAAGCCUCAUCGGAAGGUAGUGCCGGAAAGUCCGCUAGCGGAGGACCAGAUGGAUCUUUUAAGCCGCAGAUCAUCUUCGUCCUUGGCGGUCCUGGGAGUGGCAAGGGAACUCAGUGCGCCAAGAUUGUAGAGGAAUACGGAUUCACUCACUUGAGCGCUGGCGACCUACUUCGCGCCGAGAUCAAGUCCGGAUCUUCUCACGGAAACAUGAUUCAGAACAUGAUCAAGGAGGGAAAGAUAGUUCCAGCCGAGGUCACUGUUGGUCUUCUUCAGAAGGCAAUGAAGGAGAGCGGGAAUAACAAGUUUCUUAUUGACGGGUUCCCUCGGAACAAUGAUAACAGGACUGUUUUCGAGAAGCAGACUGGAGUCGAUCCUGAGUUUAUUCUAUUCUUUGAUUGCCCAGAGGACGUAAUGGUUAAGCGUCUGCUUGGCAGAAACCAGGGCCGUAUUGACGACAACAUGGAUACUAUCAAAAAAAGGUUCCGGGUCUUCUUGGACCAGAGUAUUCCAGUUGUGAAUCAUUAUGACCUGCGCGGCAAAGUGCGAAAGAUCGAUGCUACCCGUUCCCCAGACGAAGUGUUCCAAGCAGUUUCUCCUCUUUUUACCAAGUUCCGUGAGGGUGAUCUGCUGGACCACACGAAGGCCUUGCUAAAUGCAGUUGACACUGGGGACUACAAGACAUAUUCAAACCUCUCUGAUGCGCAGCUCACCGCCUUCGAGCCAGAAGCACAAGGUGGCUUGGUCAAGGGCCUGGACUUCCACAAGUACUAUUUUGAUCGCAGUUCUGGAAACGGCUCAUCAAAGUCGACCAUGGUUGCACCCCACAUUGCCAUUGCUGGGAAUGCGGGUAUUGUCUCCUACACGCGUCUCAUUCAGAUGACUGAUGCUUCAGGAAAGGUGGAAAGCAAAGCAUUCAACGAGACGAGAGUAUGGGAGAGGCGCAAGACUGCUGACGGAGCUUGGGAGUGGAAGAACAUUCACUUUCACCGGUCCCAAGCACAAGGCUAGUGCAUCUGUAAGGUUGGUCUGCUACAUCAGCAUAUAUAUAUAUAUAGGUCAAGGUGUGGAUGGGAAUGACUCAGCGGGUUUGUUUGGUCCCAUUUGUCAUUCAUACACGUUACCUAGUUCAAAAGAUAGGAUGGUGGUGAGUAAGAUCCUUAUGGUUGCUUUUGGAGCGAACUAUAUGAAGACACACAAGACCUUAUGGUGGAGCAUAUGUUCCAUACUAAUAUCGAACAUUGAACAUCGAUAGCUGAAUGCGCAGGAGGAUCCAACAGAGACGGUUUUGUGCAAGAGGAAUCCAAAUCCAGCCCAACUUUCGAGCUGGUGAGGUGAGAAAGAGAAUCCAUCGUGGACGGCAACCGUCAACCCAUUCGGCGAGAAAUCAGGGUCCCUGACGAGCAACUGCGACAGUCUUAUCCUGCUACCCGAUACUUUUCGCGCCCUCCUGACGAACUCUGACGAAACUGAUUUCCCCUCACCCGCCGCCAUGUGUUGGGGUGCGAGAAUUGCAGGGAAUCAUGGAUCUGUCUCUGGCAAGGUCAAGAACAGAGCAAACCCGAGGCAGGGGGGGAAGGUGAUGGUAAAUUAGGGAAGCAGGGAGGAAUGGCGCUGUUUCUUGGGGAUUUGGUGUGCUUCAUCUCUUUCUCCCUCCACCACGCAGCGACUUAGCCGCUGGUUUCGCUCCACUACGUACAUAAUCUUUCGUUCCCUCUCCCUGGUGUCUCCGUGCUCGAUCAGUUUCUCUUUCGGCUGUAGGCUGCGUUAGUUGUCCGCCAGCUUGUAAAGUAAUAUGGAAGAUGUCAGCGAGAGUUAGUUUGAACGGCCAAGCCAGGGCGACUUCUGCGCAAGUCCGUUCCCAGCGAAGCUGAUAGACCCGUAAGUGUCCGUUUCGUUGCUUACGGUUAAUCUCCAGCGGAUUGUUCGUUACUGCAGUGCUCAAGACUAAUCUAAUAUGGAGGACGGCAAAGAAGCUGCCGCCCGUCCUGAAAACGGAUCUGGCUUACCGCCGAAUCUUCCGGUGCCGUUUGACUCGACCCAAAAGGCAUCUGGUGUGUCGUCAAAUCUCCCGCACCUCCCCCCACCCGCUUCGCGCGGCUUCGAACCUCCUCGAGAUCCGUCCAAAAUCCUCACCGCCCAAGAUAUACCCUCUCAAAUAGAAACGACUCCGAUUUCUACCCCUGGUUCCGUUCCCGGCGGUCACGUAAUUGGGAACAUUCCAGGCGGAGGUCCCGGAAUUUCCGGAACUCAUGGAAGCUCUUUUCCCGGUCAAGGUGGGGUCGAAGGAAGCGGUCCGAGCACGCCCGGCCCUCCCGCGGCUUUAAUCGGCGGCGUAGGCGGUUCGUCGGGGAUGGAGACUACGCCGCAACGGACGCCGCCCGGUCGCGGCUCGGAUACUAAGGCGUUCGUUAAGGAGCUCCAGGCGUUCUUCGAGACGCGUCAUCAGGAGUUUAAGGUUCCCAAGUUCUAUGGCGUGGAGGUGGAUCUGUUAAAACUUUGGCAAGUUGUCUGCUCCUUCGGUGGCUUUGACAAGGUGACAAGUGGCAAGCUCUGGCGCGUCGUUGGAGACCAAUUCGACCCACCCAA